Meleagris gallopavo (turkey) is the source of this 1502-nucleotide messenger RNA. RefSeq names its product apolipoprotein B mRNA editing enzyme catalytic subunit 2 (gene APOBEC2). Gene Ontology annotation, biological process: cytidine to uridine editing. Gene Ontology annotation, molecular function: RNA binding; cytidine deaminase activity. The record is from RefSeq and is a predicted model, not a curated record. Lineage: Eukaryota; Metazoa; Chordata; Aves; Galliformes; Phasianidae. Gene Ontology annotation, cellular component: nucleus; cytoplasm.
GGGAUUGUUAAAAAGACGUGGCAAAAGCUGGGAAGGAAAGCUGAGAGCCUGGGACACCCAACCCCAUCCAGCCUCUAUCACUGCUUUGUUCCAUAUUUAGCCCCCGACAACUGUCUCUAGCGCAGGAACUCCCCGCUCUGUUUUUUCCCUCCCCCCUGCACUCCCCGAGCUUUCUGAAACUGCUCUUUUUCCCAGUGGCUGUAACUGACUGUCCCCAUAGCUGAGAAGAUGGCAGAAAAGCAGGAGGAGCCCAGCAACACCCAGAAUGGUGAACCCGACAACGCAGAGGAGGGCGAGGGGAAAAAGAAGAAGAAGGUGAAGAGGGAAGACCUGCCUCCGUUUGAAAUCGUGACAGGGGAACGCCUCCCAGCCAUAUUUUUCAAGUUCCAGUUCAGGAACGUGGAAUACAGCUCAGGCAGGAACAAAACCUUCCUGUGUUAUGUUGUGGAGACCCAAGGCAAAGAGUCGACGACUUCCCGGGGUUACUUGGAAGAUGAGCAUGCAGCCUCCCAUGCAGAAAUUGCUUUCUUUAACACCAUUUUGCCCAAGUGUGAAUCGAGCCUCCGCUACAACAUCACCUGGUACGUCUCCUCCAGCCCCUGCGUGACCUGCGCCGACCGGAUCAGUGAGACCCUAAGGAAGAACAAGAACCUGCGUCUGACCAUCAUGGUAGGACGCCUCUUCAUGUGGGAAGAGCCAGAAAUGCAGGCUGCCCUGAAAAAAAUGAAGUCUGCCGGCUGCAAGCUGAGGAUUAUGAAGCCUCAAGACUUUGAGUACGUCUGGCAGAACUUUGUGGAACAGGAAGAAGGAGAGGAAGCAAAGGCUUUCGUGCCAUGGGAGGACAUUCAAGAGAACUUCCAGUACUAUGAGGAAAAGUUGGCUGAGAUUCUGCAGUGAAGCUCACGCCAACCUCAGGAAAGAUCUACACAGAGACACAACAGACUUGGACAUCUGGGACACACCUGCUUCCCAAAGCUUUGAAUCCAGCAGAUGCAGUGCCAGCUUCUGGAAUUUUAGGCCCUGAUGGACAACAGAUGUUUAGUGUUUGGAAUCUUAUGGUACUUUUUGUUGCUGUUCCUCUCCACUCACCCCACUCCCCCGAAACAAAACUGUGUUGUAACUGCUGACAGGAGAAGGCACUGAGCUGUGUGGUUAAAGCCUUGAAUGAAAUGCAUGGGAUGGAGCAACAGGAAUGAGCGUAGACCCCACAUACCAGGAUUACUUGAAGAUAAAAGACUGUAGGACAAAGCUGCUGAUUUGAUAAACUUACUCACAAAAAGUAUGCUUCAUCAAUAUUAAAAAGAUAAAUAAAGUUCUAUUCCUCUGUCCUCCUCAAUAAUAGUAACUGCAAUUUAAGUUACAGUUAAUUUCUUAAUACUACAGUUAUGAUGGAGGCCUUAAUACUUGAUUUUAAAUGCAUCAAUUUUCCCCUUGUUCAGUAUGUCUGUGAUAACCUGGGCUAAGCAAACGAAAUAAAAUUGGAGCCCACUGAAAAGAGUAAA